GCUUCAACAAUUACUGAAUCAACUCAAUCCACUUCUGCUUCGACAAAUACUGAAUCAAUCCAAUCAAUUUCUACUUUGCCAAGUGUUGAAUCAACUCAAUCAAUUUCUUCUUCACCAACUGUUGAAUUAAUGUUAACUAAAUCUAUUUCAACCCACAUGUCUAUGUAUAUAUUAUCUUCCUCAAUACCAUCACCUUCUCCUCCUGGUACUUGUGAAAAAAGUACUACUGUAAGUGAUCAUGGGAGUUUUGUUUGGCUGGAAACCAGCGUUGAUGAAACAGGAAAUGUUUUUUGUCCUCAUGGUCCUCCUGGAGCCUUUGCUACAAGACUAUGUAUGAGUGAUGGCAAUUGGGGCUUGCCUAAUGUUACCAACUGUGCCAAUCCUAAAAUAACUGCAGCUUUUACUAAUUUAGCUGAGGCCAAUGUCACUGCUAGUAAUGUUGCUUCUGUUAGUCAGAAUCUUUCAACUUUAGUGUCUCAAGUGACUGAGCCUGGUGAUCAAAAUACUAACAAUUUGGUCAAUAUAUCAUCUCUGCUUAACAAGACAGCUUCUUUAUUUGCUAAUCCAAUAAUCGUUUUUGAGUUGUCUACUGAAGAUGUUGAAAGUACAACUGAGAGUACUGUCCAGGUACUUAACAGCAUACAGAACUGGCCUCCACAUAUAGUUGAAGCACAGUCCAAUGUCAUUGUCCAGUCAUUUGAAAGAAUACUGGAUGCAUUAAUGAAUCAAGAAAACUUUACUAAUUUGACAGUCAUUGAAACUGGCAUUGCAUUUCAGGGACUAAGAAUAAAGAAACAAGACUUCAUUGGUAUAACAUUUAUCGGAUCAUCCAUAAGUGGCAUCAGACUAUCUGUGGAUUCUAUAUUUGAGAACAAUAGAUCCACUCAUCUAAAUGAAUUGGAUGAAAUUAGAUUUCAUUUUCCAAGUAGCAUCAUAAAUGUAACUAAAGAUGCUGACAUUAAUGUUGUAUUUGUGAUGUACAAUGAAACAACGUUGUUUCCUCUUCGUGAGUCUGAUCCAGAUACAGUGGUGGGAACUGCAGUCACUGGGGCUAAGGUUGGUGGCAUUCCUGAUGGCACUGCUCUACCUGAUAAUGUCACUAUGAACUUUACAAUAAGAGAAGAAAAUGCUACCAACCAUCAUUGUGUAUAUUGGAACUUCUCUGCAGCAGGAGGUAAAGGAAACUGGACUCUUGCUGGUUGCACUACUUACGUCAUUAAUACGAGCUUUGUCACAUGUGUCUGUAAUCAUUUGACUAACUUUGCUUGUCUUGUGGACAUAGGCUCACGAGAAGGUAAUACUCCUCCACCUAAGAUUAGAGCUGCCCUUAACAUAUUCAGUAUCAUUGGUGUCUUUGUAUCACUAUUGGGACUGCUCCUAACAAUAAUCACAUUAAUUAUAAUAAAGAAAUUCAGGGAGAGAGAUGUCAGCAAGUUUCACAUUCAACUCUGUCUCUCAUUGAUUUUCAUGUUAAUAGUAUUUGUUGCUGGUAUUGAUAGAGUAUCAGUGAGAGUUGGUUGUGUAACUGUUGGUGUUCUCAUUCAUUACUUUGCUCUUGUAUCAUGGAUGUGGAUGGGAGCUGAGGCUGUAAUGAUGUUUCAGAAACUAGUCAUUGUAUUCUCAAAUAUUACAUGGAAGUACAUCCUUUUUGUUUCUAUUAUUUGUUGGGCUGUUCCGCUUCUGCCAUUAACUAUAACAGUCUCAAUUGAUCCUGACUUUUACAUAUAUGGCAAUGCCAGUAACAAUGAAUACAGCUUCUGUUUUAUUGGAGAAUUGAUGCCGUUUCUUACUGCAUUCCUAAUCCCUGUAUUCCUCAUCCUCCUUUUCAACCUUGUCAUCUUUGUCAUCAUCAUCAUCGUAGUAAUAAAACACAACUUGAAAAAGAACAAACGAUUAGGAAAAUCAAUGAAAACCAAAGACGCCAUCAAAAUGUUAAUACCAUUAGCUGGUGUGAUGCUCUUAUUUGGUCUGACAUGGAUUUUUGGUGUCUUCACUUUUAUUUCAGAGCCAGGAGUCUCUAAUACUGUCCAGUUCUUAUUUAUUUUCUUUAAUGCUUUCCAAGGCUUUUUUAUAUUUUUGUUUUUCGUUAUUUUUAGUAGUGAAUCUAGGGACGCUUGGAGAGCAUUUUUCUACCGAGAGAAAAGGAACAUUAGCAGCAAUAAGACUGCUGUCAUUGGAUCUAGUCAAGUCAAUACAAAUCGUUACAAAACAAGAGUGUCUUCUCUUCCUCAGUCAAACUCAUUGAGUGACACGGUGAACAGCACGUCUAUUGAUUGCUCAAGAAGAGAUAAUGAUUUGAGUGAAAUUGAAGCUAAAGCUGAAUAAAACUAAUAUUGCCACUAGAUCUAGACAAGACAUUAAUAGUAAUGGUGUUACUGUCCAAUAAAAUUAAGUGUGUUUAGUUUAUUGUAAUUGUUUAAAAAGAUAUACUGUUAGCAUGAA
Messenger RNA from Amphimedon queenslandica, 2442 nucleotides. Its product is annotated as adhesion G-protein coupled receptor G2-like. The coding region runs from base 130 to 2325 and encodes 731 amino acids. NCBI's taxonomy places the organism in Eukaryota, Metazoa, Porifera, Demospongiae, Haplosclerida, Niphatidae. Gene Ontology annotation, molecular function: G protein-coupled receptor activity. Gene Ontology annotation, cellular component: membrane. The transcript has 12 exons. Gene Ontology annotation, biological process: cell surface receptor signaling pathway; G protein-coupled receptor signaling pathway. The record is from RefSeq and is a predicted model, not a curated record.